This is a messenger RNA of Fusarium pseudograminearum CS3096, 828 nucleotides long. RefSeq lists its product as uncharacterized. Gene Ontology annotation, molecular function: oxidoreductase activity. Lineage: Eukaryota; Fungi; Ascomycota; Sordariomycetes; Hypocreales; Nectriaceae. The record is from RefSeq and is a predicted model, not a curated record. Bases 1 to 828 code for a protein of 275 amino acids. Gene Ontology annotation, cellular component: cytosol. The transcript is spliced from 2 exons.
AUGGCUAAUUGGGUCUCUUUCACUAAAACAUGGCACAGCAAGCCUUAUGCUGCCAUCGAUCCGACUCGCCCCGAGCUCAAUGCUGCUGGUAAAUUCGUAGUUAUCACAGGCGGCGGAACAGGCAUUGGCAAGUCGAUGGCCAUUGCUUUCGCCCAGGCUGGAGCAUCAACAGUUGCAAUUUUGGGAAGACGCCUCGAUAAGCUAGAAGCUGCAGCGAACGACAUCGCCCAAGCCUCUGGUGAUAAAACAAAGGUCAUCUUUGAGACCGCCGACAUCAGCAAACGGGCCAGCGUUGACACUGCAGUAAAAAAUCUCGUUAACAAAGCCGAUGGUGCUAAUGUUGAUGUUCUCAUCUGCAACGCUGGAUAUUGUCCCGCCACAGGAACUCUUCUUGGGUUCGACGCAGAUGACUUCCGUCAAGGACUCGAUCUAAACAUCAUGGGCGCUUUCAAUACCCUCCAGGCAUUUACGCCUGCGCUUGCCACCAACGCCUACGUCUUUAACACUUCAAGCGGCGCCGCGCUUGUCAAGCCUAUACCCACCAUCUGGGCGUAUGCAACAGCAAAACUUGCAGCCAUCAAGAUAUUUGAGUAUCUUCAGAUGGAGAACCCCGAGUUGCAUGUUGUUCAGAUCCAACCUGGUGUCAUCAGUACUGAGAUGACUGCGGAGGCCGGUAUCGCCGACUCUGCAACAGACGAUCAGGCAAAGUUCCUCAAGGGCAAGUUUGUUUGGGCAAACUGGGAUGUUGAUGAGCUCAAGGCUCGCGCUGAUGAGAUCCAAAACAGCCCUACACUUUUGAAGCUCUGUCUUGACGGUGUGGCUAUGUGA